This is a messenger RNA of Acanthopagrus latus (yellowfin seabream), 2957 nucleotides long. RefSeq names its product gastrula zinc finger protein XlCGF57.1. Gene Ontology annotation, molecular function: DNA-binding transcription factor activity, RNA polymerase II-specific; RNA polymerase II cis-regulatory region sequence-specific DNA binding. Lineage: Eukaryota; Metazoa; Chordata; Actinopteri; Spariformes; Sparidae. Gene Ontology annotation, cellular component: nucleus. Gene Ontology annotation, biological process: regulation of transcription by RNA polymerase II. The transcript is spliced from 3 exons. The coding region runs from base 180 to 1991 and encodes 603 amino acids. The record is from RefSeq and is a predicted model, not a curated record.
AGCUGAUUGGCCAAAUCCACCGGAAGUGAGGUGCUCACUUCCUGUGUUAUUAUCCCUGCACACUAAUGUAGUCAGUAAGGAAACGUUAGCUUAAAUGUUUAAAAGAAGUCAGAGGUGCGCGACAUAAAUCGUAUAAUUGAUAACGCACACUGCAGAGCCAAAAUCCUAAUGGUGACAGCAUGAAGAUGAAAUCUGCCAAGAAGAAGUCUUCGCGAAAACAAACAAAGACAGAAGAGAAAGAGCAAGAUCAUAUGAUCAUAGUUAAGACUGAGUCUGAACAUGAGGGCGGCAUUCACAUGAAUGGAGACGGUCUUGACAUCCAAAUCAAGGAGGAACCAUGUUCACAUGAGAUAAGUGAAGAGCACAAUGGAGACUCGUCAAGCUGCUCAGACACUAAACCUGACACUGUGACACUCACGUCAGAUAUUCAUGAUGAGCAGGCACACAUAAAGGAGGAGUGUGACUCUGACCAUCAGCCAGAAUAUGAAUUCACUGAAGCUGCUGUCAAGGAGGAGCCAGAGCCAUGGAUUAAAGAGGAGGAGGGAGACAGUGAAGAGGAGGCCGAGGAGAACGAGGAGGCAGAGGGGAACGAGGGGGUCUGCACAGAGUCAUCGUCUGAGUUCUUCCCAUGUCCUCACUGCAAUGUCUCCUUUACUGACUUGGAGUUCUUGGAGAAGCACGUCAAGUGGGUCCAUCAGAAACAGUAUCUUGCCAAGUUGAAAAAAUGUCUCUCAAACAGCACACUAAACCUCAUCCCUAAACACACCUGCACUGUCUGCAGCAGCACCUUUAAGUCCAAAGUAUACCUGAGGCUCCAUGUACGUGAAGCCCAUCCUUCAGCCCCUCCACGCCGUCUCCACCCCUGCCCCACCUGCGCACGUAGUUUUCAGUACCUGAAGAAUCUGAAGAAUCACUGUCAGCGAUGGCACAACAUGUCUGUGGUAACCAGAGGGGGGCACCUCAGCUGCGCCGACUGCGGGAAGAGUUUCAAAGCUACCUGGGGACAAGGUCCUCAUUUGUGUCAUGAACCGGAUAACACAGAACCUGAGGAUAAGCCAAUCUGUCUGGACACGGGUGUACAGUGUCCAGAAUGUGGUAAGAAACUAUGCACACCUCAAAGCCUGGAGGAUCACAUGCGCACCCACACAGGUGAUCGUCCGUUUGUCUGCAGGGAUUGUGGCAGGAGGUUCGUGGAGCGCAGCGGUUGGCGGCAACACAUGAAAAUACACACAGGGGAGAAGCCACACAAAUGUCAGGUGUGUGGGAAGGCCUUUAUAAGAGCACACCACCUCAGGAGCCACUUAACCACACACUCUGGCAAGAAGGAAUUUUCUUGCUCUGAAUGCGGAAAGGAGUUUGGAUUCAAAUCAAGUCUGAAACUGCAUCUGAGGACGCAUUCCAGUGAGAGACCCUUCCACUGCAAUGUGUGCGGGAAGAACUUUAACACUCAGAGAAACCUGAGGGUUCACUCCAAAACUCACACCAAAGAGAAAGCUCACCAGUGCGGGGACUGUGGGCUGAAGAUUGGAGACCUUGGGUCUUUGAAAAUACACCUGCGGACACACACCGGAGAAAGGCCUUACCACUGCACAGUCUGCGGCAAUCGGUUCAUUCGGCUUUCACAUCUGCGAAACCACCAACGCACCCACACUGGUGAGAGACCCUACAAAUGCAAUGAAUGCGACAAGAGUUUCACCCAGUCUGGCGACCUGGUGAAGCAUAAGAGAAUACACUCCGGAGAAAAGCCCUUUGAAUGUCCAGAGUGCCAUCGAUGCUACACCUCCUCUGGUGAUCUAGGUAAACACAGAAGGAGUCACACUAACCUGCGUCCCUACACGUGUCAAGAAUGUGGUAAAAGCUUUCGCUUGUCAGGCCACCUGAAAACUCAUAUGUUAACGCACACAGGUGAGAAGCCAUAUUCCUGCCCCAACUGUUUACGUAGGUUUGCUCGAUCUCACCAUCUUUCUGGACACGUGGCUAAAUGUCGCUAACCUGACAAGCCCGAUGGUUUGUUGGAAAGAAUGAUCUCGUAAAUUGAUUGUGGAAACUGUUUGGAAAAGGACAGGCACUUUCAAGAAACACUUGGCAAGUGAUUCAAAGAACUAUCUGCUCAUCACUGUCUGUCAUGGGCUAACCUCACCCAAUCACAUCAACAGUAGGAGAGCACUACCACCAGCGGGGCUGGCUGGUAAAUCAAACCUGACUGCCAAAGCCAGUUGGGAGAAGAGCGAAAAUAUCUUUCCCGCUAAGGAAAAGCCUUCAGUGCCGUUAUUUGCUCUAUUUCAAUGAAAUGUACUUUCCAUUUCCAUCAUAACUUAUGCUCUAGCAGCGUCUACACUAAGAGUCUUGGGGAGCCACCAUUGUUUUCCAUCAAAUAUUCAUAUCUAAAUCAUGCCCCAAAGCUGCCAGUAGUUCCCCAGUGGAUGCAAACUGGUCAACCAAUGUGGUUCGACCACAAACACAUGACAGCUGACUGAUUUGUGAGAUCACGUGAUCACAUGAUCACGUGAUCUCACAAAUCCAGCUGUCUCGAGAGGACUGUAAAUAAGCUAGCCUGAUUUAAAGUAGUAAAUAUGGGAGCUGCAUACUGUCUACUACAUGAUCUAUUAAUGAAUGUGAAGUCAAAACUCAUAUCUGUAUAUAAUUAUUUAUAUGAAUCUGUAACCCUCUUGACUCAUAUGACUGUUUUAACUUAUUAGUAAAGGUGCAUUUAAAUCAUGACUCUGACAUUACGCUGCAUGGAACUUUUUUUACAGCACUAUCCCAGACCUUGUAUAAUUUGUUUUUUUCAGUAUAGGUUUAAACUGGUUUUGCAAGACACUAUUAAAAUGGACACUUGGGGACUUGGUAUGAAGUAGAAGUCAGCGGGACAUUAAAAUGACAUUUUUUUUUUCUUCUCCGGGAAUAGUGUCAGUGUGUGUGUAAAAAUGUAAUAAAUUAUUUGAUGAAUGCAUGAA